GAGAACAAUUUAACAAGUUUCGUGGUCAGUUACAACACAAAUGUUUAUUGGUGUAAUCUAUAGUGCUCCUUACUCCCCUUUCUCCUAUUAUUAUUUACUUUAUUAUUAUUAUUAGCAUUAUUAUGAUGUGCUGUGUGCCAGUGUUGUGUAUGUGCACCGAACAAUAACAGUCAAUGUCAAUAGCCAAUGGGACUAUCAGUUCAGUCAGUAGCACCGAGUUUAAGAAUAAAAAAAGUAAAUAACAACAACAACAAGUAUUAAUAGUGCUCUGUGAUUCCCCCAUCUACAUGUUUUUUUAAUAAAUUCUAUCACCGUGACAUUAUUCCGUUGAAUGGAUGCCAUCCGUCUGUCUGAGCCUCAAAAAGUCAUUUUUUAGUCAACAAGUCAGUAUUUUUAUUCACCCCAGUUGUAAUAUUUUUGAUCGUCAUCAUCUCUGUCGUCAGGAGAUUGAUAAAAGUGCUCGGCAAGAUGACAUACCCGGGGAUGGCGUUUGUUUUCGUGGUCGGUGUUGGCCUGGCUACUAUUUUGUACUACAUGUUCGCUGAUAAUUCACACAAUCAGAAUCAACAUGGUUACUCCAGCAGCAAUGGAAGCGGUCCACCUCCUGACAUACCUCCCAACUCUUGGAGUGUUCCCACUGCCAGACCAAAGAACCGGCGAAAAGGAUCUAGCGCCAGUACUGACAAAGCCAAUUGCACUAUUUGCUUGGCUGAAAUUUCUAUCCAACAGAUUUUUAAUGUCCAGCCAUGCGGGCAUGCUUUUCACUUGAAGUGCAUUCAAGAUUGGCAGAAACAAGGACAGACGGAAAGUCACAAGUCUUGUCCAAACUGUCGAAGGAGAAUAGAAGAAGUCUGUUAAUUCGGACAAUUACAAUCACACAAAGGUAGUGUAAGUUUAAUUAAACUUUUGUAAGUAAUUGAUAAACACACAAUGGCUUAUCCAAAAUAUUUUAAGUUUUUUUCUGAUUAUUUUAUUUAGUGUUAAGUUUGUUACAAAAAAGGAAAAAUAGCUCUUCCUUGUGACUUUUAAAAAUUCAGACUUUUGUUUAUCAGUGCUGUGUUUUUACUAAAUAUUUAUAUCCAGGUCAUAAACAUUUAAAACGGAAAAAAUAUAAUAAUAUUUAUUCAGUGCAGUUAAUAUUUGACAUAUUAAUUGGAAAUUAAUUUAAUUUUAACAAAUUAAGAGACUGAUGAUUUAAAUUUAAAC
Molecule: messenger RNA, 1206 nt
Organism: Cotesia glomerata
Lineage: Eukaryota; Metazoa; Arthropoda; Insecta; Hymenoptera; Braconidae
Product: E3 ubiquitin-protein ligase Os04g0590900-like
Exons: 3
Coding region: 469-858 (129 amino acids)
Source: RefSeq, a predicted model, not a curated record